CAGACAGGCACACCAUAAGCUGCUUUCAGGCCUCUAGCUUCGGCCACACAGCACCGGUUGUCGUCUUCCCUCUCUCGCGUCGGAAAAGCGCCACAGCAUUGACCGGUCCCAUCUUUCAGCGUGCCGAGUCUUCAACGCGCGGAGUGUCCGCAUGCACUACUCUCCCCGCCGGAUCCAGUGGGAUGAGGGGGAGGCCCAUGCGCAGGAAGCGCACCAACUAGGUCGUCCAGGCCUUCAUGAAGAGGAAGAGGACCUCGAGGGGGCGGGGCACUCGUAUCCAUCCUUCCCCUCCUCCCUCUUCGAGUCGACGGCCUUCUACAACCUGGGCCGCAUCCUGUCCAUGGAGCAGGAAGGACGGCGGGAGACGGACAGGGCCUUGGGAGGGCUCUCAGGCUCGCAGCAUGGAGGAAUGCUGACCGGGCUCAGGAUCGUGCCGUCGGAGCCGCGCCGAGUGGGGGAGGAAGUGGUGGAGGAGAGGGACGGGUCCUAUAUCAUGUGCAGUCUGCGGCCUCCGGCUCCCGACUCGCCGAUUUCGGCCAAC
Messenger RNA from Nannochloropsis gaditana CCMP526, 541 nucleotides. RefSeq lists its product as uncharacterized. The annotation marks the transcript as partial. The transcript is spliced from 2 exons. The record is from RefSeq and is a predicted model, not a curated record.